Messenger RNA from Monopterus albus (swamp eel), 2184 nucleotides. RefSeq names its product cytochrome P450, family 27, subfamily C, polypeptide 1 (gene cyp27c1). Bases 169 to 1791 code for a protein of 540 amino acids. The transcript has 9 exons. Gene Ontology annotation, cellular component: mitochondrial inner membrane. Lineage: Eukaryota; Metazoa; Chordata; Actinopteri; Synbranchiformes; Synbranchidae. Gene Ontology annotation, biological process: cortisol metabolic process; cholesterol metabolic process; C21-steroid hormone biosynthetic process. The record is from RefSeq and is a predicted model, not a curated record. Gene Ontology annotation, molecular function: monooxygenase activity; heme binding; iron ion binding.
UACCUACAUACAUGCCCACAUACAGAGCCAUUCAUUCAGCUUCGGAUUUUGUAAAAGCUGCUAUUUAAAGAGGAAACUGAUACUUACAAAUGCGACCCUUGCGCUUUUAGCUUUUUCAAUUUUAUACUCUUUUUUUUUUUUACGGAAACACCGAAAGGCAACCAAGUAAUGGCAAUGCUCAAUCAUUUCAUGGCAACAUAUUGGAGGAAUUUUCUGGCCAACCGUACAAAUAAGCAGCUGUUCUUCAUUUUACGUGCCUUACACAAGUCAGCAGCCAGCGAAGCGUAUGGAAUGUCUGCGGCUGCAGAAGGUGAACGCUCGAUCAAAACCCAGGAUGUUGGCGGGGAAACCAGAAUUAAGACGCUGAAGGAGAUGCCCGGGCCAAGCACCUUAGCUAAUUUGAUCGAGUUUUUCUGGAGAGACGGUUUUAGUAGAAUCCAUGACAUUCAGCUGGAGCACAGAAAAAAGUAUGGCAAAAUCUUCAAGUCCCGCUUUGGGCCCCAGCUGGUGGUCUCAAUUGCGGAUCGUGACCUGGUGGCUCAGGUGCUGAGAUCUGAGUGUGAGGCCCCUCAGAGAGGAAACAUGGAUUCCUGGAAGGAGUACAGAGACAUGAGAGGCCGUUCCACUGGCCUCAUCUCAGCUGAGGGAAAAGAUUGGCUGAAGAUGCGGAGUGUGCUCAGACAGCUCAUUAUGCGUCCCCAUGAUGUAGCAGUCUACUCUGAUGAUGUGAAUGAAGUUGUAGAUGACCUGAUCAAGAGGAUUUGUAUUCUGCAAGCUCAGGAGUCUGACGGAGUAACUGUCCUCAAUGUGAAUGACCUCUUCUUCAAAUAUGCCAUGGAAGGUGUUGCAGCCAUUUUGUACGAGUGCCGACUAGGCUGUUUGGAAAAUGAAAUUCCCCAGGAAACUCAAGACUACAUCAAUGCACUGCAUCUCAUGUUCAGCUCCUUUAAGACAACCAUGUAUGCUGGAGCGAUCCCUAAGUGGCUCCGACCUAUUAUCCCCAAACCAUGGGAGGAAUUCUGUUUCUCCUGGGAUGGCCUUUUCAAUUUCAGCCUUAUUCACGUUGACAAGAGGUUUGCAGAAAUCAAGGCCCAGCUAGAGCGGGGUGAGGAGGUGAAAGGGGGAAUGCUCACUCACAUGCUUCUCACCAAGGAGUUGAGUAUGGAGGAAAUCUACGCCAACGUAACGGAGAUGCUACUGGCUGGGGUCGACACGACAUCCUUCACCCUUUCGUGGGCCACCUACCUAUUAGCACGACACCCUCAUAUACAGCAGCAAAUCUUUACAGAAGUGACAAGUACUCUGGGACCUGGAACAAUCGCCACAGCUGCCGAUAUCGCUCGUCUGCCUCUCAUCAGAGCACUGGUCAAGGAGACACUUAGGCUUUUUCCAGUUCUCCCAGGCAAUGGACGUAUCACUCAGGACGACUUGGUGGUGGGUGGAUACUUUAUACCCAAAGGGACUCAGUUGGCCCUGUGUCACUACUCCACAUCUAUGGAUGAAGAGCACUUCACUGAUGCUUCAGACUUCAGACCAGAUCGCUGGAUACGGAAAGAUUCCACAGAUCAUGUUGAAAACUUUGGGUCAAUUCCCUUUGGCCACGGUAUCAGGAGCUGCAUCGGCAGGAGAAUAGCAGAGUUAGAGAUGCAUCUAUCUCUCACAAGGCUCAUUCAAAGAUUCCACAUCGGCAUGUCUUCUGUCACCACUGAUGUCAAGGCCAAAACCCAUGGCCUGCUCUGCCCUGCUGCCCCCAUCAACCUGCAGUUCACUGACAGGGAAAGCUACACAUAGAUGAGGUUUACUGUACAGUAUGUUUUUAAAUACUCUACACUGCUUUUAGUACACCCUCUGGUGUUACAUUUUAUAAAACAAAGUGAGACUGAAGAUUAACUCAGGGAAGAAAUGUGUCUUCUGCUGUUCAUUAGUGAGGAGGACACUAAAAUGGUACUGGACCAAUAAUGUAAGGUAAAAGCUGCUCUGAAUGUGUAUUAUUUGUAUUUGAACAACCACUGCCACUAUUUGUUUGUUUAUUGCUUCCAGUCAAAAUUUUAAAAAACAGUAAGUGGAAAAAUGAAUCUGUGUAAUGAAACAGUGUUCUUGUAAAGUGCAUGCAUGUAUGCACAGUGUCCUUCCUAUAGCAGUUCACUAAGAAUGAUGAAUUGAAAUAAAAGUACUGGAAAUGAA